Molecule: messenger RNA, 867 nt
Organism: Malus domestica (apple)
Lineage: Eukaryota; Viridiplantae; Streptophyta; Magnoliopsida; Rosales; Rosaceae
Product: nucleoid-associated protein At4g30620, chloroplastic-like
Molecular function (GO): DNA binding
Source: RefSeq, a predicted model, not a curated record
CAAAAACAGAGAGACAGCGCGAGAGAGUGGCAGUGAAUUACACCCUCUUCCUUCCUUCUGUAAACGACAACUUGUGCUUUUUCGCUUCUUCUAUCUUCUUCCUCUGUCUCUCCCUCACUCCGUCAAUGGCGUCGACGAGUGCUUUAAGCUCCCGGCUUUCCAACUUCCACCGCCUCACCGACUCCCAGGAGCACCUCUCUUUCCGUGAAGUAGUAAACUCACAUCCAGCAUGUCCUUCAAUUGUUUCUUGGCCUGGUGUUAAGACCAGGAGGGCGCCCCGUUCCUCCCGUGUGUAUGGCUUAUUUGGAGGAGGAAAAAAGGAUAACGCUGAAAAGGGUGAUGAUGCAGCUUCAAAGGCUGGAAUAUUCGGUAAUAUGCAAAAUCUGUAUGAAACAGUUAAGAAAGCUCAAAAUGUAGUACAAGUUGAAGCAGUGCGUGUGCAGAAAGAGCUUGCUGCGGCAGAGUUUGAUGGUUACUGUGAAGGUGAGAUAAUAAAGGUAACCCUUUCUGGUAACCAGCAACCCGUACGCACUGAGAUAACCGAGGCUGCUAUGGAACUAGGAGCAGAAAAAGUCUCUGAAUUGGUCACAGAAGCAUACAAGGAUGCGCAUCAGAAGAGUGUCAUGGCCAUGAAGGAGAGAAUGAGCAACCUUGCCCAGAGUUUAGGAAUGCCACCAGGCCUGGGAGAAUUGAAAUGAUGAGUUACCGGCGCAUCUCUAUGACACUCAACUGUCCUAUCUUGUAAUCUCUAUGUUGAAUCCUUUUUUCUUCAUACCUUUAAGUUCGAAUUCAAGGAAAAAUCGUUCAUUGCUUUGUAACGGAAGAUUCAAAAUUUUCAAUGAGGUCGAGUUUCAAGAUUUCAGCUAA